AUGCGACGCUCUUUAGCCUCAAGCUUCAAGCUAGUACAUUCUACCCGUCGUACCGCACUGCUAUCAAGUCUCUCUCCCUGUCGAUGCAAUGCUCGAAAGUUUAGCACUCAGCAGCCAGGAGGUUCAUCGUUGUCGACCGAUACUUCAUCAACCACUCAUUUUGGGUUCAAAACUGUCCUCGAAAAUGAAAAGGAAUCGUUAGUUGGCCAAGUUUUUGGAAAUGUAGCUAAAUCCUACGAUGUGAUGAAUGAUGUAAUGAGUGGUGGCGUGCAUCGUUUAUGGAAGGAUCAUUUCAUCAGGACUCUAGCUCCUGGACCUGACACUAAUCUGCUAGAUGUUGCUGGAGGAACUGGAGACAUCGCAUUUCGAUUCUUGGAUUAUGUGAAAAACAUACAUGGACUGAAUCACGACGCUCAUGUUACAGUCUUGGACAUUAAUCCAGCAAUGCUUGCUGUGGGACAAGAAAGAGCGCGUACAUUAGGUUUCUCUGAUGAGAAACGGAUAAGAUUCACUGAAGGCAACGCUGAAAAACUGGCUGCCAUUCCGUCGUCAUCAGUGGAUGCAUAUACCAUUGCAUUUGGUAUUCGAAAUUGUACUCAUGUGGAUGCCGUAUUAUCGGAAGCCUUCAGAGUGCUGAAACCUGGAGGUCGAUUCAUGUGCCUCGAGUUUUCCAAAGUCGCGUUGCCCGUCAUUAAAGAGUUAUAUGACGUGUACUCAUUCAAUGUCAUUCCAAUGAUGGGAGAAUUGGUAGCCAAAGACCGUGAAUCGUAUCAAUAUCUAGUGGAAAGCAUUCGACAGUUCCCAAAUCAAGAGCGAUUUGCAGAAAUGAUUUCAGAAGCUGGUUUCAAAAGCGUUGGUAAACCUUACGAAAAUCUGUUUAUGGGAGUUGCUGCGAUUCAUUCUGGAUUCAAGAUAUAA
Messenger RNA from Synchytrium microbalum, 918 nucleotides. RefSeq names its product demethylmenaquinone methyltransferase. The record is from RefSeq and is a predicted model, not a curated record. NCBI's taxonomy places the organism in Eukaryota, Fungi, Chytridiomycota, Chytridiomycetes, Synchytriales, Synchytriaceae. The transcript is spliced from 5 exons. The coding region runs from base 1 to 918 and encodes 305 amino acids. Gene Ontology annotation, molecular function: methyltransferase activity. Gene Ontology annotation, biological process: ubiquinone biosynthetic process.